AUAUCCACAACUGUAUCGUCCAAAUUUCGUCUCCUCUCUCUCUAACCUUACUUCCAUCAUCAACACAAAUCCAUCCUUUAGCUGUAACUGCAACUUCAAUCGCUAAGCUUCCUUCCUUCCUUCCUUAGUAUGCAAUCGCAAUGCCGCUGUGAUAAUCAGGCGAGACUGUCUCAACCUGUCAGCAUUUAUGGCUGAAUUUUUCCAUACCUUAAUCGAUUCUCGAUCUUUUAACGCUUUAUCUCUCCUCAUACCAUGUCCAUCACCUUCCAAAUCUUUCUCUACUCUUCCAGUUCACUCUCCUCGCACUCUUACAAGAAUUAGAAGAAGUUCCAGGAAUCGUUUUGCUGUCUCCGCUAAAUCCACAUCCUCGUCAUCGGCUUUGGAUGUCAUUUCUACCUCUGAGAAUUCUGAUGGCAGCAUUUUGUUUCGGUUUGGUGAUCCGAGUGAGGUGAGUCGCAGAAUCAGAGAGGAAAGUGAUAAAAAACUGAACAGCCUCAAGGUUUUGGAUGGAGAACAAGAGAAGCAUGUCACGAGAGACGCCUCUACAAUAUCUGCUAAUGAUGUUACAGAAACUACUCAUGAAAGAGAAGUACCUGCUUCUGAAGUGGUUGAUAUUGAGACAAAUGGUUCUUCUGGCUCCGAGGAUCAUCAAUGUGUUUCUGCCUCUGCAGUGUGUAACUCAAGUAGCACUGAAGUAGUUCUUGGUCUUCAAGUAAAUGAGGAGCAGAGUGCUGUUGUGAAUGACUUAGAUGACUUAACUGUAGCACAUGAUGAUGUUCCUCAGCUUGAUGAAAAUGGUAACACAGAGAAGGGUGGAAGUGCACUGCAAGAGAUUCUUCAAGAAGGGAGUAAAGGAGAAAGUGCACCUUCAUUAAAUAAGUCAAGUGUUUUGAUUUCCGAGUUACCGAGUGGUAGUGCAGGAGAGAGUAGUAUCAACCAUAAUGAUACCACAAAAGUCCAUCAAUCAGAAGAUCUUGUGGUGGAUGCUAACCUGAACUUUGAUAAUGAAGAAGCUGUUGGAUUGAGUAACAUUAUUCAGGUUGCACCAGAAUCCAAGGUCGUUGGGACUGAAUCCGUGCUUGAUCAAGAAGUUAGAGGUGGCAUGCCAGGAGAAUUACUUGACACAAAGGAACUACUGCUUUCUCAACCUAUUCUUGUUGAAGAAGUUAGUCAUGAACCAGAAGGGGUUCAGGUUGCACCAGAAUCCAAGGUGGAUGGGACUGAAUCCAUGCUUGAUCAAGUAGUUAGAGGUGACAUGCCAGGAGAGUUACUUGACAAAAAGGAACUACUGCUUUCUCAACCUAUUCUUGUUGAAGAAAUUAGUCAUGAACCAGAAGGGGUUGUAGUUGGGGCUGAAUCAGUGCUUGAUCGAGAAGUUAGUCAUGAACCAGAAGGGGUUGUGCUUGUGGCUCAAUCUGUGCUUGAUCAAGAAGUUAGUGGUGACAUGCCAGGCGAGUUACUUGACACAAAUGAACUACUUUCUCAACCUAUUCUUGUUGAAGAGGUUAUUCAUGAACCAAAAGCGAUUGAGGUUGCACCAGAGUCCAAGGUAGUUGGGGCUGAAUCUGAGUUUGAUCAAGAAGCUAGCAGUGACAUUCCAGAAGAGUUACUUGGCACGAAGGAACUACUUUCUCAACCUAUUCUGUUACUUGACAUGGAGGAACUACCUUCUCAACCUAUUCUUGUUGAAGAGGUUAUUCAUGAACCAAAAGCGAUUGAGGUUGCACCAGAGUUCAAGGUUGUUGGGGCUGAAUCUCAGUUUGAUCAAGAAGUUAGCAGUGACAUUCCAGAAGAGUUACUUGACACAAAGGAACUACUUUCUCAACCUAUUCUUGUUGAAGAAGUUAGUCAUGAACCAGAAGGGUCACUUGAAACAAAAGAGUAUGAACAGUCACAGAUCUAUGUCACUGCUGCCAAUGAAACAGCUGAUGUCCAAAACAAUGGUUCUACUAGACCAAUGGAUGCUGCAGAAUUUGUGAAAACAGAAGAAACUGAUCUUGUAGAAUCUCUAGGAUAUGGACUGUUUAAAAGGGAGACAGUGGAUACCCACUUUAGUGAACAGACUAAUGACCUUAUAGCUCCAGCUGAAACUGAGACAGAGGAAACCGAUUUUCCUGGGGAGAAUAACAAUCUUGUGGAAUCAUCAGAACAGACCACGAUCUCUAGGGAGAAAAUGCCAAGGGAGGCAUAUGUUAUACAUUGUGGUGUUUCAUUGUUUCCACAUCCCAAGGCAUUGACAGGUGGAGAGGAUGCUUAUUUUUUAGCUGGGAGCUGGUUUGGUGUGGCUGAUGGAGUCAGUGAUUGGUCAAUAGAAGGGAAUAGUCCAGGAAUUUAUGCCCGAGAAUUGAUGGAGAAAUGUGCAAAUAUAACCUCAAAUAACUCAGGGACUAGUCCAGUGGAUGUUAUUAAGAGAAGUGUUAAUGAAUCAGCAUCUCGUGGAUUAUCAACAAUUUUGGUAGCUCACUUUGAUGGUCAGGUGCUUCGUGUGGCAAAUAUUGGAGACUCGAGAAUUAUAGUGAUAAGAAAUAACUCCAUCUAUAAAAGGUCUCUGCCAAUGCAUCAUGAAUUUAACUUUCCUCUACUGAUUGGAAAUGGUGAUAAUCCCUUCAAAUUUGUAGAGGAGGACAUGAUUGAACUGGAUGAUGGUGAUGUGGUUAUUACAGCAACUGAUGGUCUGUUUGACAAUGUCUAUGAGGAAGAGAUUAAAUCAAUAAUCUCCAAAUCAUUGCAAGCUCAAUCAAAACCCCAGGAAAUAGCGGAAAUCCUUGCCUUGAGGGCACAAGAGGUAGGGAAAUCGGUAACUUGCAGGAGUCCAUUUGCAGACGAAGCUCGUGCAGCUGGGUAUGAAAAAUAUGCUGGUGGAAAGCUGGACGAUGUUACCGUAAUUGUAUCUUUGGUAAAAACAAACAUAUCAUGAGAUCAUUCAUCAUCUCAUGCACUGAUUCUCGUUGCCAAACUCUCUCUCAUCCCCCGAGGAAACCCUUUUACCUUUCUUGUUCGUUCGUCUCCUUCAACUGUAUAAGAAGCCCCCACCCACCAUAGAAACCCUGACUAGCAUCUUCCAUUUUCCUUCUUCU
Messenger RNA from Impatiens glandulifera, 3077 nucleotides. Its product is annotated as probable protein phosphatase 2C 62. Bases 188 to 2917 code for a protein of 909 amino acids. Lineage: Eukaryota; Viridiplantae; Streptophyta; Magnoliopsida; Ericales; Balsaminaceae. The record is from RefSeq and is a predicted model, not a curated record. The transcript has 10 exons.